This is a messenger RNA of Rhizoctonia solani, 1173 nucleotides long. Its product is annotated as translation initiation factor eIF-2B gamma subunit. Gene Ontology annotation, cellular component: guanyl-nucleotide exchange factor complex; eukaryotic translation initiation factor 2B complex. Gene Ontology annotation, biological process: cytoplasmic translational initiation. The coding region runs from base 1 to 1173 and encodes 390 amino acids. Gene Ontology annotation, molecular function: translation initiation factor activity; guanyl-nucleotide exchange factor activity. Lineage: Eukaryota; Fungi; Basidiomycota; Agaricomycetes; Cantharellales; Ceratobasidiaceae. The record is from RefSeq and is a predicted model, not a curated record. The transcript has 11 exons.
AUGCUAGCUGACGAUCAACUCGAGAAUCCAGCUCCACGCGCGCGUGAAUUCCAGGUUGUGGUAUUGGCUGGACAUGGUGCCAACCUCCAGCCCCUUACCAAUAAUGUCAGUGGAAAUACGGCAGCCAAAGCCCUGUUGCCCGUCGGUAAUCGUCCGAUGAUCUCGUACAUACUCCAUUGGGUGGAGGACUGCGGUAUCUCUGAUGUUCUUGUGCUAGACGUGGUUAUCCUGCCUUGCGAUUUUAUGCCGCCGCCCGGCCUGUCGUUGACUGCGCUUCUCAACGCAUUUCGGGAGGAUGUAAACGAGCCCAUAGCGGCGGCCCUCUUGUACGAGAGGCAAAUACCUGCGGAUGGCAAGGAUAAAGGUCCCAAGCUUGUGGUCGGGGCCGACGAGAUGAGCAAUACCUUAUUAUAUGUUGAUGGUGAUAACGAUGACGAUGACGACCUAGAAAUUCAUAUGGGUUUGACGGCAGAAUUUCCCAACACACGAUUCACCACUCGAUACUUGGAUUCACACGUGUAUGUCCUGCGUCGAUCUGUCUUGGGGAUAUUACGGGAACAUCCCGGCCUUUUGUCCUUCCGUGAGGAGGUGCUACCUUGGCUUUGCAAGCUCGGGUACCGAAAGAGCAAGCGCGAUCGCUGGAACACGGCGCUUAAGCCCCAAGACCCAGUGUUAAAACUUGCCAUGUUACAUGCCACGACCCAUGUGGAACGAGACCUCGUGACAGGGAUGAUCAUCACCUCACCAACCUCAUCCGAAAUCCCGCAGCCAUAUGAUGAAGAGGUCACGCCAGAGGUCCCCAAAUCAAUGGGCAGUAAGCCCCUGCGCACUGCGUAUGUCUUACAUCGUGCCAAGGACGGAUUUUCCGGUAGAGGAAACACUAUACCAGGAUACAUGGAACUCAAUCGUCAGGUCCUUGCCCAGAUCACUUCCAAGUCUCACUCUGGGCGUGGCGGGAAGCCUUCGGCUGUCGGUGACUCAAUCAUUCCCAACAACGCCACAGUGGGCGAGAGAGCAUCCAUCAAGCGCUCGGUUAUUGGUGAGCAUUGUCGAAUUGGGAAAAACGUCAAGAUCCAGGGAUGUGUGGUGAUGGAUCACGUUGAGAUCUUGGAUGGGGCAAAACUCGACAAUUGCAUCAGACGUCGUUCAGAGUUCCCGCGGAUGCAAACCUGA